This is a messenger RNA of Punica granatum (pomegranate), 207 nucleotides long. NCBI's taxonomy places the organism in Eukaryota, Viridiplantae, Streptophyta, Magnoliopsida, Myrtales, Lythraceae. The record is from the annotation of a RefSeq genome assembly.
AUGGCCAAGGGUAAAGAAGUCCGCGUAACGGUUAUUUUAGAAUGUACCGAUUGUGUUCGAAAGGGAAAGGGUGUUAAUAAAGAAUCAACGGGCAUUUCCAGAUAUAUUACUCAAAAGAAUCGACAUAAUACUCCUAGUCGAUUAGAAUUGAAAAAAUUCUGUCCCUAUUGUUACAAACAUACGAUUCACGGGGAGAUAAAGAAAUAG